Messenger RNA from Dermacentor silvarum, 818 nucleotides. Its product is annotated as transcription factor MafA-like. Bases 1 to 402 code for a protein of 133 amino acids. The record is from RefSeq and is a predicted model, not a curated record. Lineage: Eukaryota; Metazoa; Arthropoda; Arachnida; Ixodida; Ixodidae. The transcript is spliced from 2 exons.
AUGAGUGCUGGCCGUUCCUCGAGCCGCCGCCGCCGCCGCGUGGCCGUGCCGCUGCUGCUGGUGCUGCUCGCGCUGCUGGUUGCAGUCCCUGCGUGCAUGGGCAACAAGUUGCACAAGAUGGCUGUGCUGGCCGGUGCGUACGGCAUUGGCGCCGGUGGACACUUGCUGGGUGGCCUGGGCCUGCUGCACGGCUUGCAUGGUCUCUACAGCCACCACCAUGGGCACCACCACGGCUACCACCACGGUCAUCAUCACUACGAGCAUCACGUAUCGUACCCCGUGCCGGUACCGGUGCCGGUGCCAGUGCACGUUCACCAUCUGCACACGGGAUAUCACCAUGACCUCGGCUACCACGGCUUCGGAUACCACAGCGGCUACGGUGGAUACGGCGGUUGGUGGUGAAGCCAUGAACUAUGACCUCAGCGGAGAGCACCAGCUCAGAAUGUCAGACCAGAACAUCAGGGACUCCGGAGUGUAGACCUACGUGUGAAUAGUGUAUGUGAAUGCACAUCCCAACCGGGGCAAGCAGGUUACAUAAUGUGAUAAUUAUUGUUUUACGGCAUGUCUCUUGAUAGCAUAAUUUCAGCCAGCUGUUUAUAGGAGCAGCUUUGUGAUGGCUCAGACUGGAUCCAACUGGAUCCUCAGGAAAGUUGACAGUUGUCAUGCGAUACACUGCUGAACAACUCGACGCUAUCCUUACGAUCUAUUUGCGAUCGAUGAAAUCCGGAAACGCGAUAAAUUUGUCUGUGCCAUUCAUUUCUAGUUUACACCUGUAUCGCGUCAUGCACGCACAACUGUGCAAGUUCAAUAAAUAUAUU